This is a messenger RNA of Strongylocentrotus purpuratus (purple sea urchin), 890 nucleotides long. Its product is annotated as caveolin-1. The transcript has 4 exons. Gene Ontology annotation, cellular component: caveola. Gene Ontology annotation, molecular function: molecular adaptor activity. NCBI's taxonomy places the organism in Eukaryota, Metazoa, Echinodermata, Echinoidea, Camarodonta, Strongylocentrotidae. The record is from RefSeq and is a predicted model, not a curated record. Gene Ontology annotation, biological process: caveola assembly. Bases 294 to 773 code for a protein of 159 amino acids.
GUAUACACACCAAAUCGAAGUUCACGUUCGUCAUAAUAGUCCUCACAAUACGACGAAAAAAAUUGUCCGGUUCAUUAAUGGAAUCGCUCCAUGGCAACCAGUAUACAUUCACAGGCUUUCGUUUUGGCACAGUUCAAGCCAUAUAAAUCGUAUCAAGACAGUCAGCGGUAUUAAACCAUCUUUGAUCACAAGUCGAAUUUUCUGGAAAAAGGGAAAUUAUUUUGCAGUAAUCUGACUAUCAACUAUACAAAAAGAAGGGCUUAAUACCAGGAGCAAAGCAAUCGAAGAAGAUUAUGGAGCUGAUACAUCCAGAAAACGGUCCAUCGGGAACAGUGCAAGUACCACUUAUACAAGGUGUCGACCAAUCUGAUACCGAAGAUGUCUACAGGCUCUCUCCACAUGUUACGACCGGCUUUGCAGAUACGUUUAAGGAAUCCAAUGACAUCAUGGGAUUCUCAUUCAUGGAAAAGGUCAAUGGAGCAAUCUAUAAAUACACUCACUUCGCUUUUUACGCCGUCCUGAACCUGCUCCUUGCCCCGUUCAUUGCGUUCUCGUUUGGCUUGUCGUUCGCGGUGAUGCACUUCGCCGUCGUCUGGUUCGUCCAACCAAUCAUGAAGUUAUACUACGUAUGGUUGCGGGUGUUCAAUCUGGCGUACGAGCCUGCCCUUCGACUCGUGUGUGACCCCAUCCACCGAUCCAUCGCCUUGAUAUUGUCUGGAAUCAAGGGACAAUUCAAGAUGAACAGUUCGGACGUGAAAACAAGCCAAGUUUGAUACCCCACACUAUUUUAAGGCAAUAGUUCACAAAAUGUAACGAUUUAAAAGCAAAUUCAGGAUAGGUUCUAUAUGUUUUUGUUUAUUGUGCAGUCAUUUUUUGUAAUGUUAACUAUA